GAUACCGGAGGAGGCGGAGGGAUCUGCGGUGGCCAUGGCCGCGCGGCGGAGCGCUGCGGCCCGCAGAGUCCGCCGGGCCUCGGCCCGCGGCAGGAGCCGCACGGAGGAGGCCUGGAGGGAGUUCGCCGCCUCCUUCGCCCGUGCCGGUAUGGUGCCGCCGGCGGAGCCGGGCUUGGCGGCCGUGGAGGCGGCGGAGGGCGCUGCUGUCCUGCUCCUGGCGCCGCGGCAGGCGCUGACGUUCACCGGGAAGUGCCGCCUGCGCUGCCUGUACGGCGCCGUCCGCCUGCUGGGCUUCGCCGUGGGCUCGCACCAGCCGGCGCUGCCGGUCUUCUCCCCGGCCACCCACUGCUCGCUCACGCUGGAGGCGCUGCCCGCCGAGCGGCCGCCGUCCGCCGAGCUCCGGCAGCUGCGGGCCGCGGCCCGCGGAGCCAUGCGGGCCCACCGCGUUCGCCGCCAGGCUCGGGUGAAGGUGAUGUCCCGGUUCUCCCCCGAGUGUGCCGUGGUGCUGCUGGAGCACCUGGACACGCCGGUGACACGGUUCCUGCUGAGCCACCCGCCGCUGUCCCGGCUCUUUGAGCCGCAGAAAAACGAAGACUCCAUCUUCACGUCCGAGGAUGCGGUUCUGGCGUCGGUUGGCAUCGUGAAGUGCAGCCCCGAGCACGGGCUGCUGGUGUCCGAGAGCAUGGGGCUGGCUCUGGAGGAGCUGAUCCAGGCGUGCUGUGAGGAAGAUGAAGGAGUUCCUGUGGUUCUGGUGUGUGGCCCUAAAAACACUGGGAAAUCGACGUUCAACAGAUACCUGAUCAACCUGUUACUGAAUCGCCUCCCUGCGGUUGAAUACAUGGAAUGUGACAUAGGGCAGACCGAGUUUACACCACCGGGAUGUGUGUCACUGAGCAGUGUAACGGAGCCAAUUCUGGGUCCACCAUUCACCCAUCAACAUACCCCACGCAAGAUGGUGUAUUAUGGGCAGACCAGUUGUGAGCAGGACACAGAGAGGUACCUCGAUGUGGUGAAGUACGUGUUCAGCUCCUACAAGAAGGAAGUGCCUUUAGUCAUCAACACCAUGGGCUGGGUGAAAGGUGAGGGGUUGCUGCUUCUCAUUGAUAUCAUCCGGCUGUUGUUACCCAGUCACAUCGUGCAGAUGGAUGUGUACGACUGGAAGGCCAUGGCUCCGCUCACCCCGGAGUACGUGCACCUCACUCCUGGCCUCUACACCAAGGGCAAGCAGCUGGCCAAGUGCAAGCAUGGAGGGGAGAGCUGGAAGGCCUUGGAAGGGGAGGGAGAUGCCUCGGUUCCCGAGUACAAGCUGCUGUAUGUCCAUCCGGAGUUCCCUCGAGCAGGGGUUGCAGGUGAAGCGCGAGUGCACAGCGGCAUCCUGCGGGACAUGUCCAUGCUGGGCUACCUGGGCCAGCUGCAGGCCCCGGACAUCGGCUCCGUGCUUCCACUGCACAGCCUUGUGCCGUACCAGGUACCUUUCAGUGCUGUUGCCCUCAGGGUUAUUCACACUGACGUUGCUCCUACCAACAUCAUGUAUGCUGUGAACGCCAGCUGGGUCGGGCUCUGCAGGAUACCAGAGGAGAUCAGAUGCCAAACUGAUGGACCAGUGCUGCUGGUACAGACACCAGUCUGUGAUUGCCUUGGCUUCGGAAUUGUCCGAGGGGUUGACAUGGAGAAGAAGCUGUACUACAUCCUGACGCCGGUGCCUCCGCACAGCCUGAGACUAGUGAACUGUCUGCUCCUUGGCAAUGUUGCUGUUCCCAACUGUGUCCUUGUGGGCCAGCAAGGAGUCGAGGGCGAUAUCCCCUAUGUGACAUCCGAUUAUAACUACAGCAUCCUGGGCUCUGGAAAACUGAAAAAGAAGAAGCAUUUCAAGAGGAGGGAGUACGCAUUCGAGUGUGAUUAUGCCUAGAGCCUCAUGGGCUCGGACUGCGGGAUUCAUUCUGCUCUGUGUGGAGCCCGGAGCAGUGGCAGAAGUGCUGGGUGCCACCGGGCUCUGGCUGUGGAUGCACAGCACAGCUGCUUUUAUAAUGUUUUAUAUUUUCCAUUUGUAUUUCGGUGUUUUGUAAUAAAUAUCUAUUUAAACAUG
Messenger RNA from Melopsittacus undulatus (budgerigar), 2086 nucleotides. RefSeq names its product nucleolar protein 9 (gene NOL9). Lineage: Eukaryota; Metazoa; Chordata; Aves; Psittaciformes; Psittaculidae. Gene Ontology annotation, biological process: cleavage in ITS2 between 5.8S rRNA and LSU-rRNA of tricistronic rRNA transcript (SSU-rRNA, 5.8S rRNA, LSU-rRNA). The record is from RefSeq and is a predicted model, not a curated record. The transcript has 12 exons. The coding region runs from base 35 to 1909 and encodes 624 amino acids. Gene Ontology annotation, molecular function: polynucleotide 5'-hydroxyl-kinase activity. Gene Ontology annotation, cellular component: nucleus.